Molecule: messenger RNA, 1054 nt
Organism: Ananas comosus (pineapple)
Lineage: Eukaryota; Viridiplantae; Streptophyta; Magnoliopsida; Poales; Bromeliaceae
Product: heavy metal-associated isoprenylated plant protein 35-like
Exons: 3
Coding region: 112-891 (259 amino acids)
Molecular function (GO): metal ion binding
Source: RefSeq, a predicted model, not a curated record
GGACUUGGCUAUUCUCUCUGUACAUGCUCUGUUCUCAAACUCCUCGCAACAACCCACAAACUAAUUAAGCUUCGUCCUCUUCUUCCUCUUCAACAUUAACAAGAGAGAGAUAUGGCUAAGGAAGAAGACCUUAAGAGAGUUGAUUUGAAGGUAACUGUGAACUGUUGCGAGGGGUGCAAGAGAAAGGUGGCGAAAGCAAUGAGCAUCAAAGGUGUGUUGAAAACAGAGAUACAUCCAACCCUCCCGAAGAUCACUGUUAUCGGCACCGUCGACACGAAAACACUGAUAAGGAAACUGGCGAAGAUAGGAAAGACCGCAGAAAUAUUACCCGACGAGACCCAGAAGCCAAAGAACGAAGAGAGGAGCUCCGACGACAAAGCAGAGAAAGCCGGCGAUAAACAAAAGGAAAAGGAAGGGAACUGGCCCGAGAAAAUGGCUGAUGAUAGCAAAAGCUAUGAAAAUAAAGUUGAAAAAAAGAAGGCAGAAAAGGGAAAGAAGGAAACCAAACAAGGAAAAGAGUGCUCUGUUUCUGAAGAAUCUAAAGUCAUGUACCCAACAGUUGUGGCAGCUAUUCCGCAGGUUAGUUACGGCGUAAACCGGAUUGGUGUGGUGGAAAGAAGUGUUGAUAACAAUCCAAUGGGGAUUAAUCAGCAACAGGUGUACGGUCAAAUGCAGCCUGUUAUGUUUCCCAUGCCCUAUUAUGCGGCCAUGAACGCUUACUCUGCUCCUAUGCAGUAUGGGUUUCAGUACAACGGGGCUCGUCAUGAGCCCCCGGUCUACUGCCCCUUGCCGCCACCACCGCCACCGCCGCCGCCGCCGAUGCAAUCGCCAGCUUCAGGGUUCACUGACUUCUUCGAUGAGGAUAACACUGUUGGGUGUUAUGUGAUGUGAGCAAGUAAUCCGAAUCUAUUAAUUAUUGGUGUUUUCUUUUUUUUUUUUUGUUUUCUGUGGGGUUCGGUGCUGGAUUUAGUUCAGGGAAGAGGAGAUGAGUUGAUUUGAUUUCAGCUUUAUUUCUUGUUCAAAAAUUAAAAAGAGAACUUAUCCGUCUCUCUUA